This is a messenger RNA of Drosophila eugracilis, 1386 nucleotides long. It is a transcript of the gene Zip88E, whose product is annotated as zinc transporter ZIP3. Bases 99 to 1196 code for a protein of 365 amino acids. The record is from RefSeq and is a predicted model, not a curated record. Gene Ontology annotation, molecular function: zinc ion transmembrane transporter activity. The transcript has 5 exons. Gene Ontology annotation, biological process: zinc ion transmembrane transport. Gene Ontology annotation, cellular component: plasma membrane. NCBI's taxonomy places the organism in Eukaryota, Metazoa, Arthropoda, Insecta, Diptera, Drosophilidae.
AGCGCACAGCGCCUGUUUAGUUUAAAAAUAGUAAAUGCAACGAACUUUUGUGUGUUUUACUGGCCCGCUCUUGAUGACAAAGCCCGGCAGCUGAAACAAUGAGCUUGGCAAUCGAAACUUUACCCAUGGAAAUAACCCCUAGUCCCAGUUUGGGUGCCACGAGUCGUGGCGACCUUGAAAAGGUACUGGCAAUGCUCGUUCUGGGACUGGGAAGCCUUUUGUCGGGAAUGCUUCCCGCCUUUAUUUCUGAAAGGAAUCGUCAGCGCUUCCCGUUGACCACGUCCCUGCUCCUUUGUUUCGGAGCAGGAAUUCUGCUGGCCACUGCAUUGGUUCAUAUUCUGCCAGAGGUGCGCGAACAAAUGGACUCAAAAUUCGCUGAAGUAGCCAUGUGUGGAGGCUUUUUUAUUAUAUACUUUAUUGACGAAUUCAUACACUACUUUUUUGGCGAAGCUAUACAGCACACACAUUCUUCGGCUCCAGAAACCGAACCUGCAAGAAGACCGACUAAUAUUAAUGGCAACGGCUAUGGCGCAGUGAGUGAGCGGGCGCCGCUUUUAUCAGCGGACCCUAGUACGUCACAUAGGGAUUUGCACCAUCAUGACCACGAUCAUGAACAUGAUCACCCAUAUAACGGAUCCGGGUGUAAUGACGCCAGUGUAGAGGACGCCAACGCCCGCAUUUGUCACACCAGCCACACUGAACCCUGCGAACAGUCGAUGACAGGCACACUUGGACUCUUUGUGGCCCUGUCACUGCACUCAGCAAUUGAAGGACUGGCCAUCGGCGUGCAGAACUCAUCCACAAAGGUUCUAUUUCUACUGGGUGCCGUCGCCUGCCACAAGUUUGUGAUGGGCUUUUGUCUGGGACUCGAGUUUCGUUCAAAUCCCCAGACGAGUUUUCGCGCCCAGCUCGGCGGAAUCUUGGUGUUUGCCCUGGGAGCCGUUAUUGGCAUUGGCCUGGGCAUGCUUAUAGUGGAUGUUCCCGCCUCAUGGUCCAGCAAAACUCUGCCUAUCAUUCAAGCUUUGGCGGGAGGCACACUUUUCUACGUCACCGUCUGCGAAGUGAUACCGCGAGAAAAAGCGCGUUGGCACUCAAAUUCCACGCGACGGUGGGCCGGAUUUGCACAGUUCGCAACUGUAAUUGCCGGCUUUGCCACUAUGUGCAUCAUAAACUUUUAUCUUUCUGAUGAGGAAUAGGAAUCUUUGGAUCGAGGAGUCCUCUAUGUGCUGUGACCCAAUGUGCUGCUAUUUUAUACCUCAAUAAUUACAGGAUCUUUUAUGCAUUGGUAGCUAAUUUUAAAUUUGGUUUUAUAGAACCCCUGUUAUUUGUCUUCAACGAAUAUUAUUAUAGCUAUAUUGUAAUAUAAGUAAAAAGUUCAAAGCACAA